GGUCGCCGGAGGUGCCGCCCCUUGCGGCGCAGCCAAUGGCGUGUUGCGGGGCGGGCUGCGCGGCGCCGGGCUGCGUUGUGCAACGCGCCGGGCCGGGAAGGAAACCGUCACCCCGGGGGGAGGCAGCGCUCACUCGGCAUCUGCCCGGCCCGGCAGUGCGGCCAGGAGCCCGCGGGGUCGGCCUGACUGCCGGGCAUGAGACGCCGCCGCUAGGAUGAGCCACAUGCUGCAUGCGGCGGCCCGCAGGCUGCAAUGGAGCCGCUCGGGAGCCGCCAAGCGCGCUGCCUGCCUGCUGGCCGCCGCAUACGGGCUGAAGGUGCUGUACCCCGUCCUACGGAGGAGGCUGAGGCGGGCGGGAUGCCGCGCUGAGCCGGGCCGGGGGGCGGCGCAGGGCGGCGGGCGGAGCAGAGCAUCGCCGGCCGUCAACGCCGAGUUCUUGAAACAGCUGCUGGAGCUGCGCAGACUGUUCUUCCCCAAGCUGGUCAGCGCCGAGCUGGGCUUGUUGUGCCUCCACUCGGUCGCGCUGGUUUCCAGGACUUUCCUGUCCAUUUAUGUGGCGGCCCUCGACGGGAAGAUCGUGAAGAGCAUCGUGGAAAAAGAGCCCCGGAGCUUCGUCGUCAAGUUGAUCAAAUGGCUGAUGAUCGCCAUCCCGGCCACGUUUGUCAAUAGCACCAUCCGGUACCUGGAGUGCAAGCUGGCCCUGGCCUUCCGCACGCGCCUGGUGGAUCAUGCCUACGAGACCUACUUCGCCAACCAGACCUACUACCGAGUGAUCAGCAUGGACGGGCGGCUGGCCAACCCCGACCAGUCCCUCACUGAGGACAUCAUGAUGUUCUCGCAGUCGGUGGCACAUCUCUACUCUAACCUCACCAAGCCCAUCCUGGACGUGGUGCUCACCUCUUACACCCUGAUCCGCACUGCGCGCUCCCGGGGUGCCAACCCCAUUGGGCCCACGCUGCUGGCCGGCCUCGUCGUCUACGCCACAGCCCGUGUGCUCAAAGCCUGCUCACCCAAAUUUGGCAAGCUGGUGGCCGAGGAGGCACACAAGAAGGGCUAUCUGCGCUUCAUGCACUCGCGCAUCAUCGCCAACGUGGAAGAGAUUGCCUUUUACCGGGGGCACAAGGUAGAAAUGAAACAACUGCAAAAAAGCUACAAGGCUUUGGCAGAUCAAAUGAAUCUCAUUUUAUCCAAGCGCUUAUGGUACAUCAUGAUAGAGCAGUUCCUGAUGAAGUAUGUCUGGAGUAGCUGUGGCAUGGUCAUGGUCGCCGUGCCCAUCAUCACUGCAACAGGAUUUGCAGAUGGCGAAUUAGAAGAUGGCCAGAAGCAGGCAAUGGUUAGUGAAAGAACAGAAGCUUUUACCACAUCUCGAAACCUACUGAUCUCUGGUGCAGAUGCUAUUGAGAGGAUCAUGUCUUCAUACAAAGAGGUUACUGAAUUAGCAGGAUACACAGCCCGUGUCUACAACAUGUUUUCUGUCUUCGAUGAGGUGAAGAGAGGCAUCUACAAGAGAACUGCUGUUAUUCAAGGCUCUGAAAGCAACAGUAAGAAUGAAGAUAAAACAGAAUCACAUGUCAAUGGACCCUUAGAAAUCAAAGGAAAAGUCAUUGAUGUUGAACAUGGAAUAAUUUGUGACAAUGUUCCUAUUAUUACCCCGAAUGGCGAUGUGGUGGUUUCCAGACUAAACUUCAAAGUUGAAGAGGGCAUGAAUCUUUUAAUCACUGGUCCCAAUGGGUGUGGAAAGAGUUCACUUUUCAGAAUUUUAAGCGGUUUGUGGCCUGUGUAUGAAGGAGUCCUCUACAAACCCCCUCCACAGCACAUGUUUUAUAUACCACAAAGACCCUACAUGUCCAUUGGAACACUGCGUGAUCAGGUCAUCUAUCCCGAUUCCGUGGAAGACAUGCAUGAGAAAGGCUACCAAGAUCAAGAUCUGGAGUGUAUCCUGCAUGUGGUUCAUCUGUACCACAUAGUCCAAAGAGAAGGAGGCUGGGAUGCCAUCAUGGAUUGGAAAGAUGUCUUAUCAGGAGGAGAGAAACAAAGGAUGGGCAUGGCUCGUAUGUUUUAUCAUAAGCCAAAAUAUGCACUGCUAGAUGAAUGCACGAGUGCUGUAAGCAUUGAUGUUGAAGGAAAGAUAUUCCAAGCUGCAAAAGCUGCCGGGAUAUCCCUGCUUUCUAUAACACACAGACCUUCUCUUUGGAAGUACCACACUCACUUGCUGCAGUUCGAUGGACAAGGAGGCUGGCAUUUUGAACAGCUCAACACAGACGUCCGCUUGUCACUGAGUGAGGAAAAACAGAGACUGGAGUCCCAACUUGCAGGAAUUCCUAAAAUGCAGCAGAGACUGAAUGAACUGUGUAAAAUCUUGGGAGAAGACUCAGUGCUCAAAACAAUGGACAAAGAAGAAUAAAUAAUUUAUGUUUUAUGUUUUUAAAAGUAUUUUUUUAGUUAAAAGCAUUACAAGUUCAGACAUUAUCCUUUGCAUGCAUUGUGCUAGAGGCUUAGAGCAUAGAGAAACACAGCCAGCAGAGAAUAAUGCUCAGAAUGCUAUGUAAGACUUUAGCAUUUCAGUGUUAAGGAAGAAAGUGGUUGAACUGUGAAAGCAAAACAAGCAAGGGCACUGAGUAUAAGAUUAAUCACUGCAGCUUACGUUAAUUCCUAGUGAAAGCCCAAUUCACUGCAAAGAAGUAGCAGCACUUUUAGGUUUUGUAGGUGAGUUUUGGCCUGAGACUCAGCCUGUAGAAUGUGCUCUUGUACCAGGUCACUGUGUGCAUAUGAUAUGCCUGCUACGCAGAGCGAACAUGGCAUGACACUCAGGCAUGGAGCACGGCAGAGGCAGCAUCUGGGUGAGUAUGCGGAUGCAUGCAAAAAUCUCAUUUGGGUAUAAGAAACAUUCUUUCAGCCCAUGUGAAACAAAACUUUUCUACUGCUGAGUAGCGUAUGUGUCUUUGUCUGCAUUUCCAUAGGAAGUAAUGCAAUAGGUCCUGACAAACUACUGCCCUUGUGACAAGAGAAACAGGGAUGGAGCUAAGUAUGUAAUAUAUACGUGCUGUACUUCAUGCUGUGAUGCACAAUUUCAGAGUCUCUUUGCCCUUGGUGAUAUAUCCAUUCCUCUGGGGAACUACUUGUCCCCUGUGUAGUAACCUCUGGUGGGUGGAUGGAGCACUGGGCCUAAUGUUAGGAGACCUUGAUUUGCUUCACUGAGUCACUCAUCUGCUUCAUGGGCCUGACCCAGGCAGUGUACACCUCUGAUCUGGUUCCUCCAUUGGCAAAAUCUCAGUGUAGGCACAUGUUUGUUCUGUGACACCUUUUGUGAUGAGGACCAUAGGAGAGCGUGUCAGUUUCUAACCAUACACUGAAUUCACAGGCAUGGCUGUCCUGCCAGUUAGAAUGCCCAGCGCUUACAAAGGGCUGUGAGAAUGUAGAGCAUUUUAUAACCACUGAUUGAUUUUGUUAGAGUGGAUGAACACUGUGCUCCCCGUGAGCAGAGCAGACAAGAAAAUGCACCAGUGGCAGCUUUGCUUCAGAUGUGCCCUUUGACAGCGCCAUUGUCUGCCCAGUUCAGUAGGAGCCGUGUCCCCAGGCAGUCAGAAGGGGCUUCAGGCUGAUCCCCCUGGAGCUCAGGGCUGGUCUGAGUGCCUUGCUGCAGGCCAGACUCGGUGAACUAGAAAUAAAGGUGGGAAUGGAUUUUCCCUUCUUGCUGCUUGCUGGACCAGAACCUGGAAUAAAUCAGGUCCUCGCCCUGCUCCAUUAGAAUCCAUGGCUCGAAUGCAAUCCUGCUUUGCGCUGAUGGCAAGUUUGUUCCUCCUGUUAGUUCUCUCCAUGGAGUCCUCUGGGACUUCUCGCUGAAAGAGAAAAGGUCGCACCUGGGAAUCUGUGAAAGGGAUGAGAAGUGAAGGUUCAGACAAUAAGAUGUUGUGUUGUAGAGUGCAGACUGGAGGUCACUGAUGUGGAUGAUGUGUGAGUGCGUUUUGAUUUGUGAGUGGCUCUGCCUGUCCCCGAAGGCAGCUUUCCUGCUUCUCAUCUUCAAAGAGAAAUCUGUAUCUGCUAAGGAAAGGAAGAAGUCAGCCAAGAAUCUGUUCUCUGUGAGCGUAAAUGAGAUGACUGAUGGUCUCAAAGGCUUGUGCAUUUCUGAGCUGUUUCUGGACCACUGUGAUAAAUCAGGUGUACACCAUGUGCAUGCCCUUGUUGCAGCUGCAGCGGACUGUCCUGCUGGCAGAAAGCAGCCACAAAACCCCUUUACCACAAGACUUUCCCAAGACAGGAGAUGAGGUAGAGGAAGGGGCACCAUUGCUCCCCACCUGUCUGUGAUGCACUUUACCGUGUGACUGGGAGCUAAACCAGGCUCACCCAGUCCCUGAAUGAGGAGGACACUGAAAAAUGCUGAUCCCUUGGCCCAGUUCAGCACAGCUCCCACAUAUAGUUCCCAUGUCAGCAGCCUCUCGUGCCCCAGCACUGGGUUUACCUGGGUCUGUGUCCUGCACAAGUGAAGGUGCUGAGCAAAACUCAUACCAGUCUCAAGCAGGGUUUAACAGUGCAAUAAGAAGGGUAAUUCAGGAAUCUAAUUCCCAGUUAAUUCAGCUAACAAUGGGAUGGUUUGUUUCCCCCCAGAAUCAAGGUGGGAGAAAACACCUUCUAUGUUGGGAUCUCACCUUCUGAGGUGGGAUUUCAGGGUUCUGACCAAGGAGAAGUUCAUUUUGGAACCACACUAUUUCUGGUUUUCAAUUUGAAAGCUCUUUUGCAAGAGCAGAAAAAAAACCUAAGCAUCCUUUAAGAAUAUGUUUUAAGUCAAUGGGAUCUGUGUUUGAGUGAGGAAUGAAGGACUGGGUAUUCAGUGGGAUAUCUUAGGGAAAAUCAGAAUUGUAUCCUAAAGCAAAUGAACAAACACACCUCCAGUCCCCUCAGUAUGCCUGAAUGAUCUUAAUGCAUGUCAGAGCCGAGUUUAUGAGCCUAUCGUCUGAGAUUUCAGUCGUAUAUUGAAUGAAGUCACUCUACUGAGCUGUUCAUAAAGCUUAAGAGAACUGAACUGCUAAUCGAAUGUGUCUUUGUUUCAUUUAUGUUUGAUAUUAAUGCCUUUUAAGAGCAGACGAUUUAUAAAGCAAUAAAUCAUGCUUUAUAGUUGUAAUUUAUUCCAAUGUCAAAUAAAACAUGUUGCAUUUA
Messenger RNA from Coturnix japonica (Japanese quail), 5154 nucleotides. RefSeq names its product ATP binding cassette subfamily D member 2 (gene ABCD2). Gene Ontology annotation, molecular function: ATP binding; ATP hydrolysis activity; long-chain fatty acid transmembrane transporter activity. NCBI's taxonomy places the organism in Eukaryota, Metazoa, Chordata, Aves, Galliformes, Phasianidae. The record is from RefSeq and is a predicted model, not a curated record. Gene Ontology annotation, cellular component: peroxisomal membrane. Gene Ontology annotation, biological process: long-chain fatty acid import into peroxisome; very long-chain fatty acid catabolic process; fatty acid beta-oxidation.